Drosophila innubila is the source of this 836-nucleotide messenger RNA. RefSeq names its product protein Flattop homolog. Lineage: Eukaryota; Metazoa; Arthropoda; Insecta; Diptera; Drosophilidae. Gene Ontology annotation, biological process: cilium organization. Gene Ontology annotation, cellular component: ciliary basal body. The coding region runs from base 59 to 778 and encodes 239 amino acids. The transcript is spliced from 4 exons. The record is from RefSeq and is a predicted model, not a curated record.
UAUUUCUAUUUAUUUUAGGCUCACAUUCCACAAAAAAAAUUCAAAAUUCAGGAACAAAAUGUCGUUUAAUUUUAGCGCAAUGCAGUACGAGCGCAGCUUUCGGGCCAAAAGCCUAAGCAACUGGGAGUAUAAGCGUUUCUUUCCUCCCCGUCCACGAAAUCUGAAAAAGAACUCGACGCCGAUCUGCGAGAAGAACGGACACUUGUUGCCCUCUGCAAAGCGCGAAGGACAUUUCUUGGGACAAUAUAGGGGCACAUAUCAUCUGCCAUUGAGGAUAACACGCAGCUUUGCCACCUUAUAUAAUUCCUGUCUCAGUGGACAGCACAAGUACGCGAAAUAUCCGAGAGAUCUGUGCUGUUGCCAGAGGAGGCAGGAGAAAAAUAAGUGCGAUUGGCGUGCAACGCUGGGAAAAAAGGGUGAUCCAUUGUGGGAGAAGCCCAAAUGUCAGACCAAGUGUGAGGGAUUACAGCAAUUGCUGGACAUUGACGAGCUGCAUCGCUGUUGCAAGCACACCAAGUGUCUGCCCCAGGGUAAGGAGAAAUUAAUUCCACGCGUGGGUGACUCUUCAAUGAGGAAUCGAAAGCGUCUUCGCAAGCGUCCUGUGACGGCCUUUGAUUACAAUCGCAGCCGUACCACGGCCACGGCCACACAACUGGAGGAGCAAACGGCCGCUUUGGCGGAGAAGAACAAGGCCAAGACUUCUAGCAAGGAUACAAACAAAUCUACAGCCAAGUCACCAACUCAUGCCCCUUCCAAGUCCAAGUCCAAACAGAAGUAAUGAUCCAAAAUCAAUCUGCAAUUUUUGUAAAUAAACCAUAAUCCAAUAUUGCCCUACA